Salvia hispanica is the source of this 1025-nucleotide messenger RNA. The record is from RefSeq and is a predicted model, not a curated record. NCBI's taxonomy places the organism in Eukaryota, Viridiplantae, Streptophyta, Magnoliopsida, Lamiales, Lamiaceae.
UCUUUGUAACAUAAAUUUAAUUAAAAAAACCCCUAAAAUCGCAUCGCUUUUCCUAUAAAUAGCACCUUCCUCAACCUUAAAAAUCUUCCCUCGCCAUCUUUUGGAACUGCAGCUGUAAGAUUGGUUUCUUAUCGGAGCGGUUUGAUCUGCGAUUCGUAGAGAUUUUAUUUUAUUUUUAUUGCGAAUUUGAGAAGUUUUCGAUUAGGUUAUGAGACGAUGCUGAGGAAUAAGAUUAGAGCACUUCACUCAUUCUCGGCAGUUUUCCUGUAUUGGUUCUAUGAAUUUGCACGCUAAGCCCUAAUUUUGUUCAGUUUUAAUUUUAUUUUUAUAUUGAUUUAUUUAAUCAGAUCCAGAGAAAACUGCUAUAGGGUUUAGUAAGCAUUAUUUGAUUGUAAAUAAUCGAAUCGCUCGAUCGAUAACGUUUUGAGGAAUGGCUUCGAAACAAUUGCCAACGAGCCCAGGCUCGGACGGUGAUGAAAGGAAGAGGAAGAGGAAACUUUCCAAUCGCGAAUCUGCGCGUAGGUCUCGGAUGAAGAAGCAGCAGCGCUUGGAUGAGCUGCUUGAAGAGGAGGGCCGGAUAAAGGAGGAGAACAAGAAGCUGAGCCAGAUGAUUGAUGCCACUACUCAGCUGCACUUGAACGCCGCGUCCAACAAUAAUGUGCUGAGGGCUCAGAUUGCUGAGCUCACUGACCGCCUCAGGUCGCUCAAUUCUGUGCUUCAGAUUGCCUCUGAGGUGAGUGGCCUCGUGAUUGAUAUCCCGGACAUCCCGGAUACAUUGCUCGAGCCAUGGCAGCUGCCUUGCCCGAUUCAGUCUGCCCCGGCUUCUGUUGAUAUGUUCCAAUGCUGAAAUGGUGGCUGAGGAUGCUUGUGAUGGUGAAAGGUUGAUAUUGUAGUAUUAGGUGUAGUCACAUAUCUUGGUCCUACAAUUGUUAUCACAAGAAAGAUUAGGUUGUUGUUGGAUUUGCUCAUUUGCACUGUUCUUAUGAAUUCUAUUUAAUUGAAAUUCCCCAUCUUUAUGCUCUUGA